Dictyostelium discoideum AX4 is the source of this 1002-nucleotide messenger RNA. It is a transcript of the gene ciao1, whose product is annotated as WD40 repeat-containing protein. Gene Ontology annotation, cellular component: cytosolic [4Fe-4S] assembly targeting complex. The record is from RefSeq and is a predicted model, not a curated record. The transcript has 4 exons. Gene Ontology annotation, biological process: iron-sulfur cluster assembly. Bases 1 to 1002 code for a protein of 333 amino acids. NCBI's taxonomy places the organism in Eukaryota, Evosea, Eumycetozoa, Dictyosteliales, Dictyosteliaceae.
AUGACAGAUACAACAAAAAACGAUAAAUAUAAUUUAAAAUUAAUAGAUUCAAUGCAAAAGGAAGCACCAUAUGAUAAAGUGUGGAAUUUAGCAUGGCAUCCAAAUGGUGAGAUAUUAGCAACAUGUGCAAAUGAUAAAUAUAUUCAAAUAUGGAGUAAAGAUACAAAUGGUAAAUGGGGAUUAGUUCAAUCAUUAGAAGGUCAUGAAAAAACCGUUAGAAGAGUUGCAUGGUCACCAUGUGGUAGAUUUUUAGCAGGUGCAAGUUUUGAUGCAUCAACUUCAAUUUGGGAGAAAUCAAAAGAUGAAUUAGAAUUUACACAUGUAUCUUCAUUAGAAGGUCAUACAUAUGAAGUUAAAUCAGUUGCUUGGGAUUCAACUGGUACAUUAUUAGCAACUUGUAGUAGAGAUAAAUCAAUUUGGAUUUGGCAAAUGGAAGAUGAUAAUGAUUUUGAAUGUUUAUCAAUUAAUAGUGGACAUGGUCAAGAUAUUAAAUGUGUAUUAUGGCAUCCAAAUGAAGAAUUAUUAGCAAGUAGUAGUUAUGAUGAUACAAUUAAAUUUUGGAAAGAUAUAGAUGGUGAUUGGGAAUGUAUUAAUACUUUAACUGGUCAUGAAUCUUCAAUUUGGGAUUUAGCUUUCAAUAAAGAUGGUGAUAAAUUGGUUUCUUGUGGUGAGGAUAAAUUGGUUUUAUUUUGGAAAUUUGAUAAAGAAAAUGAAAAAUGGAUUAAUAUAUUUAAAUUUAAAAAUGAAAAUUCAAGACCAAUUUAUAGUAUUGACUGGUCAAGUUUAACAAAUACAAUUGUGACUGGUUCAGCCGAUGAUAGUAUAAUAUUUUAUGAACAAGAAAGUGAUGAUACACCAGAUAAAUAUAAAAUAAUAUUAAAGAAAAAAAAUGCUCACGAUAGUGAUGUAAAUUGCACGAAAUGGAAUCCAAAAUUUAAAAAUAUUUUAGCCUCUUGUGGUGAUGAUGGUUUCAUUAAAAUUUGGGAAUUACAAGAUAAAUAA